AUGGUCAGUAUCCAAUCCAAAUGGCGCUACCUUUUCAUGUUCUUGGGGAUCCAGUUGGUAGUCAUGGCACUGCUGUCCCGAGAGGGAUAUCAAAAGAGGGUCUCCUACUUCAUCCGCAUCUUCCGCAAGCCUGACACCACUGGUCUGUCAGGCCGCAACCACUCAUCAGCAGGCAUCGCUGGAGGGGAUGUAUACGCCAAUCUCUCCCACCUAUCCAAAACGCAUGGCCAUGGAGAUGACAUGCCCUUAUGCCCCAAGAAGUCUCCUCUUAUAGGUGGGCCGAUCCACGUCAGCUUUCCAUCAGGGCUCACUCUGUCAGAGGUUGAGAGGAAGAAUCCACUGGUGGUGCGAGGAGGACGUUAUAGGCCGCCUGACUGUGAGGCGAGGCACCGGACAGCCAUCAUCAUUCCCCACAGACACAGAGAACAUCACUUGAAGUUCCUGUUAUAUUACCUGCAUCCUUUUCUGCAGCGGCAACAGCUCAACUAUGGAAUUUAUGUCAUUCACCAGGCUGGAAACUACACUUUCAACAGGGCCAAGCUGAUGAACGUGGGUUUCCGUGAGGCCAUGAAGGAAGAAGACUGGGACUGUCUCUUCUUUCAUGAUGUGGACCUCAUUCCAGAGGACGAUCGCAACACAUACGUCUGCGACUCCAACCCCAAGCAUGCAGCCAUCGCCAUGGACAAGUUUGGCUACAAGCUUCCGUACAAGAUGUACUUUGGAGGAGUGUCAGCUCUGACGCCACUGCACUACCUCAAAAUGAACGGCUUUCCCAACAACUACUGGGGCUGGGGUGGAGAGGACGACGAUAUUGGAGUCAGAGUGUCUCUGGGGGGGAUGUAUAUCACUCGUCCAUCGCUGAGGUUCGGCCGGUACAAGAUGAUCAAACACAAGCUGGACAAAGGCAACGAUGUGAACCCAAAGAGGUUCAACAUGCUGGCCAAGACACGGCAGACCUGGAAGUUGGAUGGGAUGAACACUGUUGAAUAUGAGACAAUCUCAAAGCAAUACCUGCCCCUCUACACCAACAUCACUGUCAACAUUGGCACUGAGGCCGGUCUACAUCCACCUCCCCCAACACAACCUCCUCCUGCCAAAGCUGCAGGCAAAGAAGCUGCUGAAGUCUCAGCAAAAGGACCAGCCAAACUCAAAGAGGGCCACUCAGAGGAAUAGUCCAAGAGACUGCUAAUCAAGUUUCACCCUGCCAUAACUUCAAUGGGAUAAUCCUCUGGGUACAAGCUGUACAAUGGUGGUUUUUCUCCUCACUCACCUGGAGUUUUUGCCCAUUUUAAGCUUUCGUCAGUUUGUGGAGAAUCAACAUCGUAUUGCCUGCGGACAGUGGGACGCUCAUCUGGGUGAUAAAAAAAAAACAAACAAUUGACUUGAAGUUCUCAACCCUUAGUUGACGGCUCUCCACCUUGGUUCCUGUCACAUCACUGAUUCUUCUUCCAGGGGAGCCAGAGUGAAGAGUAAAGGGUAAAAGAUGGACUCUAUGAGUUUAUAUAUCUACAGCGCUGUGGUCGCUGGUUAAACCUUGUGAUGCCUUAGAAGCUUGUUCUUUUUUGUCUUUUCACUCAUACCUUACAUUAUUUAGAAUAUUGGGUUUAAUAGAGCAGUAGCUGCGAUUUCCAGCAGUCACACUCAUUUUUUGUCUCAACGCCAAUGAAUAUGAGUAAAAUGGAGACAGUUUCUUGUUUCCAGUUGAGUGUGAGAGGCUGCUACCAUGAGUGCUGAAUGACGGAACUUGACAGAUUUGUGUAUUACUGUUAUUAUUAUGACUGCUUCUGACGUAACAGUGCACAUAUCCUGUCUGCACAUAUCUGGGGUCUCAUUAAGGAAGCUCCCACAUAGAGAUGCUGAACUAUAUCCAUUUGGUUUGUGUAUCAAAAGAUAGAUUAAAUCUUUCUAUUGUUAUGGACACUCUACACAUACUUUUGCCUUCUGUCAUGUUCAGUAGAAUCACCAGUGCGAAUGGGAGUGAGCGUUUUAAGUUCUGCACAUCAAGGCCAAGGUACAGUUCCUCUGUGUAGCGUGUAUUUUAGUGCAUACAGUUCAGCCUUUCAAAUUUCAGCAUAUCCAAUAUCUACUACAUUUGAUCAGUUUUCUUUUUUGCGUGUUUUCGUGUAUUUGCCUUUAUCAAAUAGAGCAGGUCCUGGCAACGGUUAUCAGUCUUCUGCCUUCAGAUGAGUUUGAGAUUCACAUCAAAAUGGAGUCUGUUUUGCUUAACUUGUCCUUACGUAUACGUUGACUAUGUGCAGUGUACUAUAUAUGUCAUGUUUAUGUGUCCCUUAAGAAUGCUGGCCUUCUCCCUUAACACUUGAUAUGUAGUCCAUCUUUAUAACAUGCUUUGCCCAUCUCCUGUUCUUGAUCUAUACAUAUCAUUGAGAAAUACACUAGAAAGGGUUUUUUCUCAACACAGAAAAGGAGUAAAAAACUAGAGAUAAUUUUGCGAUGAGUUCACACCAGCCACUCUGCAACUAAGUGGGGUGCAGCGUCCCUUCCCUACUUUCUACCCCCGUACUAACUGCGCCCUUGCUUGGAUUUCACUGAUUUUCAGCCUUUGUUGUGAUCUCAACUACACCUGUAAAGUUUUGUGACUGCAUCUUGUAUGAAUGUGACAUUAUCAUGUUGACAAAUUCUGUCCGCAGACAGACAUAUAAACACUAGGCAAGGUACUUAAAAUGUGAAAAUGUACUUGUAAUUUGUCACCAAUUUAUUUAUCAUUAUAUGUAAGUCGCAGGUAGGUUUGUCAAAAAUGAAACGGUCUGUUUCUCUUUUUUUCUUUAAAUCUUUUACGAUUCGUGAAAAUUGACCCCGUCUCUCAGCGCCGUGGCUGGUGUGAAAUGCUGUUCUGUAACAAGUUAUCACAUGAAGACAUCUGCCAUUUCCAUUCCAGUAGAGCCCAUGUACUGCAUGUUGACUCUCCGCCCUCCUCUUCACUCUUUUUCCCCCACUCUUGACAGAUUUGAUUGUAAACAGGAGAAAAAGAAACAGUCCCUUCAUACGGUGAGGGUGACUUUACUGGCAGGUGAACAGGCUGAAACCAAAGACGACUGCACGGAAAGCUGUGAUGCUGGAUAAAAAGUGUGUGUGUGUGUGUGUGUGUGUGUGUGUGUGUGUGUGUGUGUGUGUGUGUGUGUGUGUGUGUGUGUAUACAGUAUACUUCAUAUGUCAUGAAUGAUUUCUGUAACACUGUGUUAUUCUUAUCUUAAUGGACAGGCCUAUCACCACUUCCUAUCAAUACUUGUAGCAUCUUUCGAUUCUGUGUUCAAAGGAUCUCCAAACCAACACAUGUUCAGAUUUCUCAAAUUUAACAAACCACAGAGGAAGAAAACGUUUGUCUUCAGCAAAGGGAUGAUAGUUCAUGGUUAUGAGUGAUGUUUUUUUUUUUUCUUCUUCUUUUUCAAAUGCUGUACUGAAAAGUUAUUUUUAUCUAAUUGUCAUUGUGGUAUUUGUCUGCUGACGUGGACAAGACGAGCUCUGAGAGUGGUUGCCUGUGAUUUACAUAAAUAGAUGAGUAUGUACUUGUUAUCAUGUUGAUGUGAAUUCAUAUUCAAAUCCUAUGGCCUUAGCAACACACAGUACUAGUAUUUGAAUACUUGGUCACUAAUACAAUAGCAUCUUUAUAUCCAGACUAAAUAUGCAUGGCAACAAACCUAUUAGUGAGGGAAUGUACCGAGCACAAUGUGGAGAUGAUACAUAUCAGUGCUUAUCUAGAAAAUACGAAGCAUGCUGAAGCGUCUGUGUUGUUAACUGGAAACGUGUAAUUGUGAAUGAAAAUGCAAGUUUCCAUCUGCUGAACGGAGUGCUCCUCACUCUUUAAUUUGAGGAUUAAAAUGUACAAAGGAAGCUUUUAUUCCCAAAGUCACAACGUACAGAUUCCAUCAUUUACUCUGUAACACUUGACCUGAGGUUCUGGGGUUUUUAUUUGAAGCUACUUUAUGUUUGAUCUGACUCCGUUCUGAUGUGGAUAAGCUCAGCAGCAAUAGAAAGCCGUCAUCACAGGGUAGUACUGAAGCAACCAAGGGCAAUGUGACUUUUUGAGUUAUUUCUGCUCUCUUUAUGAAUUCUGCACAGUCCAGAGUGGCCUUAAAUUCAUUAAUAAACUGAUUAUUCAAGAGA
Epinephelus lanceolatus (giant grouper) is the source of this 4122-nucleotide messenger RNA. The record is from RefSeq and is a predicted model, not a curated record. Lineage: Eukaryota; Metazoa; Chordata; Actinopteri; Perciformes; Serranidae.